CACAGUGAUUGUUGUGACUCUACCUACUUCCCUCAACAACAAUGCUCCUCAACUUACUCGCCACGGCGCUGGCCUUGGCAACAACCACAUCUGCCUCUCCAAUCAGUAGAUCCUCAACGACGAACAACGCAUGGGACCUAGACUGGAUCUCAACAGACCCCUCCCUCCCGAAAGUAAUCAUCUACAGUGCAGGCGGCACAAUCCUCUCAGCCUCAAACUACAGCCGCCUCGACAACAUAGCCUACGGCUCCGGCCCCUCAACAACGCCCUACGACCUCAUCUCCAACGUCUCCGAGGUUAUGGAGGUCGCACCGCUCGCUGUUGUGGAACUCGAUGUCCCCGGCGGCAGCGCGGGGCUAAACUCGUCGCUGUAUCUCAACAUCAGCCAGCUCGCUAACGCGCAGGUGUGUGCUGAGGGGAGUGAUGUCGCUGGUGCGAUUAUGUUUCAUGGGACGAACACGCUUGAGGAGACGGCUUUCGGCGUGGAUUUGACGUUUAAUUGCUCCAAGCCAUUCGUCGCGACGGGGUCUAUGAGGCCUGAUACGUAUGUCUCUCCUGAUGGGCAUGCGAAUUUCUAUCAGGCUGUUGCGGCAGCUGCGUCUCCUUCUUCGCGUGAUCGAGGGGGUCUCAUCGCCUUCAAUGACAGAAUCACGUCAAUCUAUUACUCCACCAAGGUUAAUGCAAACACGCCAGACACGUUCAAGGCCCUUGAGCAGGGAAACCUCGGGGCCUUCCUCGCGGGGCAGCCGUAUUACUUCUUCGACGCGGCGUAUCCGACAGGCCGGCCUCAUUUUGAUAUCACGGGCGUGACGGAGUUGCCUUCUGUGAUUAUUGUCUAUGGUCAUCAGGGUUUCGAUGCGUCAUUGAUGUACGCUGCCGUUGCCAACGGCGCGAAGGGCCUAGUGAUCCUCGGACCCGGCGCGGCAGCCGUGAGUCCCAGCGCCCGAGCCGCGGCCGCGGACCUUCUGGAGCAGCGGGGGAUACCCACCAUCGCCGUCGCCCGACCCGUCACCGGCACCGGCGUCCCUAGUCCGGUUCCCGGGCCGCUGAUUUACUCGAGUUACCUCGGCGGCGAGCAGGCGCGCAUCAUGUUGCAGCUUGCCAUUAAUGCCGGAUAUGAUAUUGACGAAAUCCGGGGCUUGUUCGAGAGUCCUUUGAGGAGGGCCGUUUAUGAGACACCUGCGAACCAAAAGUUUUAUUACUCUGGUUGAAUGAGCAGGAUGCCAAAGGUGAAAGAUAAGAUGUAUGGUCAAGAGACCUACAGAACAUGGUAGUACAGUAGAGAGACAGAACAGAAGACCUAAGAAAGGAAACGAAUUGGCAACCUCACAAUGACCUUUACAUUGAUAAGAUGACAUCCCAAGCCUAAAGUUUGGGCGAGUGUAGAAGAAGACAUUUGGGGAAAUCCACAGCGCUAUCAUUAUAUUACUCUUCACAAUCACCCGCCGUCUAUGAUUCUAGUGCCGGAGAAGAACAACUGGGUCGGUGGGA
Molecule: messenger RNA, 1491 nt
Organism: Colletotrichum godetiae
Lineage: Eukaryota; Fungi; Ascomycota; Sordariomycetes; Glomerellales; Glomerellaceae
Product: Asparaginase/glutaminase
Exons: 7
Coding region: 42-1211 (389 amino acids)
Molecular function (GO): asparaginase activity
Source: RefSeq, a predicted model, not a curated record